Messenger RNA from Gloeophyllum trabeum ATCC 11539, 471 nucleotides. RefSeq names its product cytochrome c and c1 heme-lyase. Lineage: Eukaryota; Fungi; Basidiomycota; Agaricomycetes; Gloeophyllales; Gloeophyllaceae. The record is from RefSeq and is a predicted model, not a curated record. The transcript is spliced from 2 exons. Gene Ontology annotation, molecular function: holocytochrome-c synthase activity. The annotation marks the transcript as partial. Gene Ontology annotation, cellular component: mitochondrion. Gene Ontology annotation, biological process: cytochrome c-heme linkage.
AUCUCCUCCAUCCCGCGCCCCGACGGCGAGCGCUGGGUCUACCCCUCCGAAGCCCAGUUCUUCGCCGCCAUGGCGCGCAAGCAGCACGACCCCGCCGCGCGCGACAUGCGCGUCAUCGUGCCCAUCCACAACGCCGUCAACGAGCGCGCGUGGGCCGAGGUCCUCCGCUGGGAGCGGGCGCAGGGCGGCGAGCGCUGCGGCGGCGUCAAGCUCGUGAGCUUCAAGGGCCGCCCCGGGGAUCUCACGCCGCGCGCGCGCUGGCGGUCGCUCAUAGGGUACGCACGGCCGUUUGACCGCCACGACUGGAUCGUCGACCGCUGCGGCACGCGCGUGCGCUACGUGAUCGACUUUUACACCGGCAAGAGCCAGGGCCCGUCGAACACGCCCUCGUUCUACCUCGACGUCCGCCCCGCGCUCGAUAACUGGGAGGGCGUCCGCAUGCGCAUGCAAAAUUUCUGCCAGAGGUGGUUC